AUGGAAACGAAAAGUUGCGAAGAAUUUAUUGUGGGAUUCUGUCCAAAUGAAGAAUUCUAUGUAGAGCAUGUGACAGCAAAGUGUCCGCAUCCACAUAUAGCAUCUGAAAGAAAUGAGUAUUCCACAGCAAAAGCCGCAUAUUCGUUUGAGCAUAAAGUUCUCGAGCACUUUAAGGAAAUUCUCGACGAAGUAGAUAAGAAAGUGGCCAUUAACAUCCAAGUGACGUCAAAGGAGACAGUAGACGAAAGCCAUUAUGAUGCGUUGAAUGAGUGCGAAUCACUCAUCGAGCUUAAAAAUCCAUUCGACUUUGAUUUUGAAAAAAUUCACAGUUUGCUGGUUUUGCAUGGAAGACUAAUAGAACAUAUUGAUCUGAGCAAGACAUCAAGGGCACUUGAUGUCUGUAAGAAUUGUGGCGCCUUCAAGGAGUACUCAAAGCCCUGUAUUCAUAAGUUUUGUGAAAAGUAUCAAAGGCUAAGAGAUAUUGUUAGUAAACUUGAAAGAAAACUGCCACAAAAGCCAACACUUAGCUGA
Molecule: messenger RNA, 531 nt
Organism: Vittaforma corneae ATCC 50505
Lineage: Eukaryota; Fungi; Microsporidia; Nosematidae
Exons: 1
Coding region: 1-531 (176 amino acids)
Biological process (GO): mRNA splice site recognition
Cellular component (GO): U1 snRNP
Molecular function (GO): mRNA binding
Source: RefSeq, a predicted model, not a curated record